Molecule: messenger RNA, 2823 nt
Organism: Linnemannia hyalina
Lineage: Eukaryota; Fungi; Mortierellomycota; Mortierellomycetes; Mortierellales; Mortierellaceae
Source: the annotation of a GenBank genome assembly
AUGGCGUCACCUGCCAACCCGCAUGGACCCCCCGAAUCCACCAUUGCCGGUCAAGUCUCUGGUGAACCUAAACUCGACAAAGUAGACCCCUUCGGGAUCCUCAAGCAGCGGCUGGUCAACAUUGCGAAGGACAAGCACAAGAGGCUGAUCAAGGGUGUCGAAGGUGUCCUUCAAACGUACGCCUCGGGAAUGGAGGCGGACUUGAUAUACAUCGUUAACGAGUACACCACCGUCAAGUGCGAGCUGGAAAAGCUCAACAAUGAGAACACACUCCUCAAGGCCGUCAACGCAACCAUGAGCGAACAAUUAAUUAGCGCCCAGCAUAACAGACAAGGGUCCGGCAGCUCCGCGAAUGACAAGGCCGCGAUCGAGAAUCUGCGACUGGAGCUCGAAAUCACCACACGGGAGCUUUCCAGGGCAUUGGAGGACGUCGAAAAUCUCAAGGCACAGCGUUCGCAAGUGGAUAUGGCUAUCCAACACAAGGACGUAGUCAACCACCAAUUGGCAGCAAUUAUCGACAAUCGGCAACUGGAUCUUGACCUCAAGCAGAAGGAGAAUACAAGAUUGACCGCACAACUGAUCGAUACUCGGGCCAAACUCGUACAGGCUAUGGAUUUCGUUGGCCAGUAUUACCCUGUCCUGGAGCCGGAAGUCUUGAAGAGGAAAGCACUUCACGAACAACAGCAGCAGCAGCUUCAACAACAUCAACAACAACAACAACAACAACAACAGCCGCAGCAACAACAACAUCUACAGCAACAACAACAACAACAGCUGCAGCAACAACAACAUCUGCAGCAACAACAACACCACCAGCAGCAGCAACAACAGCGUUUGCAGCAACAACAACAUCUGCAGCAGCAGCAACAACAACACCAGCAGCAGCAGCAACAGCAAGGAUUCCCGCGUCCGGCUGUACCAGUACAAAUGCUGAACGGACCGGUGGGACAUUUCAGCCAAGGUCCUUCGACAUCACCAGUGUCGCCUUCAUCACACCAUCCAGCACACAUGCCCUCCCAAUCUUUAACAGGGGUUGCUUCUCCGAUACAUCAAGGACACCCACACCAGCCUUUGAGCGUUCCACCAUUGAAAGAGCCAUCAACACCUGCCUCAUCGACAUCCCAAAUGCCUCCAGCUCAAUUGGGGAUUGUUGGCCCGACAGUGACUGCUCCACCGGUAUUUCCUUCAACAGGCAGCAGUCGUGUAUCGACGGCAAGCUUACUCCAGCAAGUCAAGAGCCAAAUUGAGGUCAAUUCCACCCAGAGACAGGGCCAGGACCGGAAAUUUCAGGACUUGAAGCGGCAAGCAGCGGUCGUUUGGCGGGAAAAGAACCAGAAACAGGCAUCACAGCAAAUUCAAUCCGAAACUGUUGUGCUAGGCGCACCGCAGUAUCCGAGCCAGCAACCCGUGCCGCCUGUGACUCAACAACAUCAGCUUCAGUUGCAGCACCUUCAACAACAGCGCCCUCAACACCAGCAACAAAACCCUCAACAACAGCAGCUACUGGUGCAGCGGCGCCCGCAAGAGCAGCCGAUGCUACGAGAAUACCAACAGCAGCAAAUACUCCGGCUUAUAAGCGCAUCGACCUCACAGGACCAGGGCAUCGGGCCGACUUCGUCACAGCAGCUUCCAGAACCGCAGCACCCACAGUCAUGGGGUAUUAGGUCAAAGCAGGACUCAACAUCUGGAGCAUCGAAUGCGGACCCAGUUCUCGGAAACACAGUCUCUUCGGCGGAGCCAGUAUCCCGACCGAUGUCUAACUCGACUACUCAUUCUUCAACACCUGUAAUGGCUACAAUCGAUCCGGCACCACUCUUAUCAGCAUCAACAACACCACCUGCAGAACCAAGGUCCCUCUCAACACCAGUAUUAGCUGACAAGACGGGACCAAUAGCAUUGGAGUCAAAGUCAACAUCGACAUCUACGGAGCCCAUGGAACCUACCGAAUCCACGGAGCCUGCAGAACCAGGGUCCCUCUCAACACGAGUAUUAGUUGAAGAGACGGGACCAAUAGCAUUGGAGUCGAAGUCAACGUCGACAUCUACGGAGCCCACGGAACCUACCGAGUCCACAGAAACUGUAGAACCCAUGAAACCUACGACACUCACCGCAGGAUCGACCAAAAGUGCCACCGCGUCACCAUCGCCAUCACCAUCGCCAUCGCCUUCACCUGAACCCAUAGCUGCACCAAUAGCGGCUACGUUAGUGUCAGAAGCUGUAGCUGAACCAACGACAGCCGAGUCAUCGACGACGGCAGCACUACCGGAGCUGCCAUUUCACUCAACAAAAUUGCCCUUUUCCGGCAUGAUCAGCCAGUCACCGUCAGAGCAACUCACACAACCGACUCAAGGACUGACCGGCAACAAGAAGAGGAGCUAUGAGUCUGCAAUCCUGCUGGAGGAAACGGAUGACGAAGACGAGCACAUCAACACCGACGCCGACAAAGGACAUGACUACGACGAGGGGUUCUCUCAGCCCACACCUGUCGACUUUGACUUUGACCAUGACUGGGCAUCACCACCACCGCCACCCCACAAGCGGUUGCAGACACCCGCCGAUAAGUUCAAGCUUGAGCCUGGGAAGUGGUAUAUGUCCUCUGUCCAGAUCCCAGCGUUUUCUCCGUCGCGCUCCAGUCCUGUUAUUGACAACGUGACCCGUCAGCGGCGCCGAAUAAUUAUCGAUGACGAAAGCGACGACAAUGAAGACGUGUUUGUUGAUGUUGACGACUCCUUCGGAAGCACCGGCAAUGGAGUCCUGUCCUCGUCGUCACUAUCACUCUCAAAGGCGAAGUCCACUGUGAAGGAAAUCCACCACACAGAUUAG